This is a messenger RNA of Haliotis rufescens (red abalone), 8358 nucleotides long. RefSeq names its product chromodomain-helicase-DNA-binding protein 5-like. The transcript is spliced from 41 exons. The coding region runs from base 175 to 6564 and encodes 2129 amino acids. The record is from RefSeq and is a predicted model, not a curated record. Lineage: Eukaryota; Metazoa; Mollusca; Gastropoda; Lepetellida; Haliotidae. Gene Ontology annotation, molecular function: DNA binding; histone binding; ATP hydrolysis activity. Gene Ontology annotation, biological process: negative regulation of transcription by RNA polymerase II; chromatin remodeling. Gene Ontology annotation, cellular component: nucleus; chromatin.
ACACUGCGCAUGUUCAAUUAGGACCUUGCCGCCUAAUGUGACGCAGGGGGUCGGGAAGUGAGCACUACCCCUUGUCAACUACCCAUGACGAUCGAUACAAGACGGACUUACUAACUAUAUAUUUGCCACAGUUUUGUGUAUUUGUGAAGUUGAGAAGUUCGUGACAACCCUGACAUGGCCGGGGGAGGCAGGAAGGACGAUGAGGGAGAAGAAAGCAUGGACUUUGACGACGUGGGGGAAGAGGGGGAUAACUUCUCUCCUUUUCGGGGUUCCUUCUAUUCGCCCCAAGUUGGAGACGAUUCUGAAAAUCUUACGCCUAUGCAAGAAGAAGAGGUUGCUGAAGAGGUGACGGAGAAGAAAGGAAAGAAGAGAAAAACUAGAGAUGGAAGUGAGAAGAAGAAGAAAUCUAAGAAGAAGAAAAAAAGACAAGCAGACAGUGAUGUGGAACAGGGCAGUGAAGCAGAAGACGACGACGAUGAUGCUCCUGUUGAGGUCACACCUAAGGAGAAGAGGAAGAAAGGAAAAGAAAAGAAGGAAAAGACGUCCUCCGAGAUAUGUGAUUCCUAUGGGAUGGUUGAUGUUGAUAUCGAAUACACAGAUGAUGACUACAAGACACUUACAAACUAUGCCCUGUUCAGUAAACAUGUGCGACCCAUGUUGAUGAAGGAAAAUCCAAAAGUGUCCACAACGAAAAUGGGCAACGUUGUUGCUGCGAAAUGGCGUGAAUUUGCCAGACAGAUAUCAGCAAAAGCUCACGAAACAACCCCAAGCAAAGCCGAGGGACCCUCAACGCCUAUGUCUACUGCUACCUCAGCAGCGGCAACACCAUCGGCGCCAGACACACCUGACGCAGCUGAUGAUGCUGAUGAUUUGUCAGGCGAUGGUGAACUGGACGAAUCGGUGGACGAGAAGCCAUCUCGUUCCAAGAAAUCCAAAUCUAAAAAGGGGGCAAUUGCUCCCUUGAAGAUAAAGAUCAGCAAGAAAAAGAAGAAGAAGAAGACUAGUUCUGUGAGUACUAGAUCUUACCAUGAUGACCAGGAUGAGGAAGAGGGUUUCAACACAAGUGAUGAAGAAUUUGAGAGGCAGCUAGAGGAAGCCAGCCUGUUGAGUGAAGUAGCCAAGGCAGAAGGUGGAUCAGCACGGAAACGGAAAGGGAAAGGGAAGGGCAGAAAGAAGAAGACAAGGACUACAAAUAAAUAUCCUGAUGAUCCUGAUGCUGAUGGUUAUGAGACGGAGCAUCAGGACUACUGCGAGGUGUGUCAGCAGGGAGGGGAGAUCAUCCUGUGUGACUCAUGUCCUCGGGCAUACCACUUGGUGUGCCUGGAGCCUGAGUUGGAAGAAGCCCCCGAGGGAAAGUGGAGCUGUCCCCAUUGUGAGGGAGAAGGGAUCAAGGAACAGGAAGAAGAUGAACACAUGGAGUUUUGCCGCGUGUGUAAAGACGGGGGCGAGCUUCUCUGUUGCGACAGCUGUCCCUCGGCCUAUCACCCCAACUGUCUCAAACCACCAAUUCAAAAUGUUCCCGAUGGUGACUGGCAUUGUCCACGCUGUUCUUGUGAGCCCCUUAUAGGCAAGGUAGCAAAGAUCUUGACCUGGCGCUGGAAGGAGCCCCCAAAGACAGAUGAUGAACUUGAUCACACACAUCAUGAAGAACUAAAGAAGGAUGAUUCCAAGCUUGUGCGCGAGUUCUUCGUCAAGUGGCAUGACAUGUCCUACUGGCACUGUAACUGGAUCACAGAGCUGCAGCUUGAUGUGUACCACCCCGCAAUGUUCAGAAACUACAUCCGGAAGUAUGACAUGGACGAGCCCCCACCACUGGAGGACGGCAGCACAUACCGAGACAAGAUGGACAGUGAGGACCCUCACAACCUGGAGGAUAGGUUCUAUCGAUAUGGGGUGCGGCCAGAGUGGCUACAGAUUCACAGGAUCAUUAACCACAGGACCACCCGGGACGGCACCACCUGGUAUCUGACCAAGUGGAGGGACUUGCCAUACGACCAGGCAACCUGGGAAUCUGAGGACUCUGGAAUAGCAGACUUCAAGAAAUUUGUAGACCAUUAUGAAAGCUUAAGAUGUUUGAUGAAUGGCAAUGGUGUCUCAGACAAGAAGGGGAAGAAGGGUAAAAGUGCCAAGAAGACCAGGGACAAAGAAAUUGAGGUGCAGACGCCUAAAAUGCCACCUGUGUAUCCCACCACAGACUUGCGCAAGAAGUUUGAUACACAACCUGAAUACAUCGAAGCCACGGGCGGCACGCUCCACCCCUACCAACUGGAAGGGCUCAACUGGCUCCGCUUCUCCUGGCAGAACGGAACCGACACCAUCUUGGCUGACGAGAUGGGCCUCGGCAAGACCAUUCAGACCAUCUCCUUCCUCUACUCACUCUUCAAGGAGGGACAUUCUAAAGGCCCGUUCUUGGUUAGUGCUCCUCUGUCGACUAUCAUCAACUGGGAGAGAGAGUUUGAGUUCUGGGCACCUGAGAUGUAUGUUGUCACUUACGUUGGCGACAAGGACAGUCGUAUGGUUAUCAGAGAACAUGAGUUUUCAUUUGAUGAAGGUGCUAUACGUGGUGGAGCUAAAGCCUCAAAAGUGAGGGAGGGAUGUGCCAUCAAGUUCCAUGUGCUGCUCACAUCUUAUGAAUUGAUAUCGAUUGAUAGUGCUACACUGGGCUCCAUUGGCUGGGCUGUGCUAGUUGUUGAUGAGGCUCACAGACUCAAGAACAACCAGUCAAAGUUUUUCCGUAUCUUGAGUUCCUACAAGAUUGGGUACAAGCUGCUGUUGACAGGAACUCCUCUGCAGAACAACCUGGAGGAACUGUUCCAUCUCCUCAACUUCCUCACACCAGAGAACUUCAAUGAUCUUCAAGGCUUCCUUGAUGAGUUUGCUGACAUCUCGAAGGAGGAUCAGGUGAAGAAGUUGCAUGACCUGUUGGGUCCACAUCUGCUCCGACGUCUCAAGGCUGAUGUCCUGAAGGGAAUACCAUCCAAGAGUGAAUUCAUUGUCAGGGUGGAGCUCAGUCCAAUGCAGAAGAAAUACUACAAGUACAUCUUGACAAGAAACUUUGAUGCGUUGAAUACCAAAGGUGGGACCCAGGUGUCACUCCUCAACAUUAUGAUGGACUUGAAGAAGUGCUGCAACCACCCCUAUCUCUUCCCUACUGCUGCCAUGGAAGCUCCUAAGUUCCCCAAUGGUGCCUUUGAGGGUCAGUCUCUCAUCAGGUCGUGUGGAAAACUGGAGCUGCUGUGUAAGAUGAUGAGGAAACUCAAAGAUACAGGCCACAGAGUGCUCAUCUUCUCCCAGAUGACCAAGAUGUUGGACAUUUUGGAGGACUUCAUGGAGGCGGAGGGCUACAAGUAUGAGAGGAUAGACGGAGGUGUGACAGGCUCACUCAGGCAGGAUGCUAUAGACCGGUUUAAUGCCACUGGGGCCCUCGCCUUCUGCUUCCUGCUGUCCACCAGGGCGGGUGGUCUUGGUAUCAACCUGGCAACAGCCGACACCGUCAUCAUCUACGACUCAGAUUGGAACCCUCACAAUGAUAUUCAGGCUUUCAGUCGAGCUCACCGAAUCGGGCAAGCCAACAAGGUGAUGAUCUACCGCUUCGUGACCAGAGCGUCUGUGGAGGAGAGGAUAACACAGGUGGCCAAGAAGAAGAUGAUGUUGACCCACUUGGUUGUCCGACCUGGCCUCGGCAACAAGAGCACAACUAUGUCCAAGAAAGAGCUUGAUGACAUUCUCAAGUUUGGUACGGAGGAGCUCUUCAAGGAAGAAGAAAAGGGUGAUGAUCGUAUCGUCUACGAUGACGCGGCAUUGUCACGGCUGCUGGAUCGAACCCAGGAGGGACAGGAAGAAAAGGAGAUGGCCAUGAAUGAGUACCUGAGUUCCUUCAAGGUGGCCAGCUAUCAGGUCAAGGAGGGAGAGGAGGAGGAUGAGACAGAGAUGGAGGUCCUGAAGCAGGAGGCUGAGCAUGCAGACCCCGCAUACUGGGAGAAGCUACUACGCCACCACUAUGAGCAGCAGCAGGAGGACAUGGCCCGCACCCUCGGCAAGGGGAAGAGAGUCCGCAAACAGGUCAACUACAACGACGCCAUGAAUGGCCAGGAGGAUGAAGCAUGGAAGGAGAGCAUGUCCGACUUUGACUCCGACUUUAACAACGAAGAGGAUGAUGAUGACUUUGAAGACAAACCUGAAGUGCGAGGGCGCAACAAGCGAGGCAAUGAGAAAGAUAGACCGCUACCACCACUAUUGGCUCGUGUCAAUGGACAGAUUGAGGUGCUUGGUUUCAAUGCUCGACAGAGGAAAGCUUUCCUCAAUGCAGUAAUGAGAUGGGGCAUGCCGCCUCAAGAUGCAUUCAACUCUCAGUGCCAUUCCGAUGUUUUCAGGUUGGUCCGAGAUCUCCGUGGGAAAUCCGAGAAAGUAUUCAAGGCCUAUGUCUCCCUCUUCAUGCGGCAUCUCUGUGAACCAGGAGCAGAUAACUCUGAAACCUUCGCUGACGGCGUGCCAAGGGAGGGUCUGUCUCGACAACAUGUGCUCACACGAAUUGGAAUCAUGUCUCUUGUUAGGAAAAAGAUUCAAGAAUUUGAAGCAAUCAAUGGAACACACAGCAUGCCAUAUGUGAAGGCCGAGGAUGCUGUUGAAAGAAUGAAGAAGGAGGCUGCUCUAGCAGCAGCGGCAGCGGCGGCUGCGGCUGCUGCAGCAGCAGCAGCAGCAGCUGCAUCACCAGCCCCAGAGAAGGAUGACAAGGAGGUGAAGGAAGAGAAAAAGGAGGACGGUAAAGAGGAGGUGAAGAAGGAAACCAAAGAAGGAGAGAAGGAUGAGAAAACUGACGACAAGGAGGAAAAAAUGGAAGAAGACAAACCUGACAAGGUGAAGGAAGGAGAAGAUGAAGAGAAAGAGAAGGAUACUCAGGACAAGAAGGAAGAGGGUGAAGAGAAGGAGGAGGCUGAGAAGGAGGAGGUGAAGAAGGAAGAACCCAUGGAAACUGACAAGAAGGAGGAAGCUGUCGAGGAGAAACCCAAGGAGGCAACAGUCGAGGAGAAGCCUAAGGAGGAGGAGGAGGUCGCCAUGGAUACCACCGAGAAAAAAGAGGAGAAGCCAGAAGGGGCUGAGGCUGAGCCUGAGCCUGAGGCUGAGGCUGAGAAGGUGAAAGAUGACCCCAAGGAGGGAGAGAAAGCAGAGAAGUCAGAGGAGAAGAAGGAAGAUGGAGAGGAGAAGAAAGAAGCUGAGGCUGAUCCUAAGAAAGAGGAAGAAAAGGAUGAGGAGAAGAAGGAAGAAAAGAAAGAGGUUGAAGAAGACAAAGAGAAGGGGGAGAAGGAUGAGAAAGAGAAGGAGAAGGUAGAACCCAAGAAGGAAUCUGUACCUCGCACAGAGGAGGAGAAGAAACGUGAUGAGCAGUUCCAGAAGUUUAUGUUUAAUAUUGCUGAUGGUGGCUUCACGGAGCUGCACACACUCUGGGCAAAUGAACAACGAGCUCUGCAGUCAGGGCGGGAACAUGAGGUCUGGCAUCGGCGUCACGACUACUGGCUUCUUGCAGGCAUUGUCACAUUUGGUUAUGGUCGAUGGCAGGACAUUCAGAAUGAUCCCCGCUUCCAGAUCAUCAAUGAACCUUUUAUCAGUGAACAAGGCAAAGGAAACUUCCUGGAGAUCAAAAACAAGUUCCUUGCAAGGAGGUUUAAGCUCCUUGAACAGGCCCUGGUCAUUGAGGAGCAACUGAGACGUGCAGCUUACCUCAACCUCACUCAGGACCCCACACAUCCUGCCAUGGCACUCAAUGCAAGGUUUGCUGAACUUGAGUGUCUAGCUGAGAGUCAUCAGCAUCUGUCUAAAGAAUCCCUGGGUGGGAACAAGCCUGCUAAUGCUGUGCUACAUAAAGUGCUAAACCAGCUGGAGGAGCUGUUGAGUGACAUGAAACAGGACGUGGCACGUCUGCCGGCCACCCUUGCCCGCGUGCCCCCGGUCACCCAGCGACUACAGAUGUCCGAGAGGAAUAUCCUGAACCGAUUGGUCAACCCUAAUCAAGCCACGCCUUCCUCCACGACGGGCCCUCCAACACCAACACUCUCUGGUGGGUCGAGUUCUGCUUCAGCCUCCGCAGCUACAUCAUCUGCAGCUGUGUCCUCCCAGUUCAUGGCAGCAGCAGCUGCAGGCAACUUUGGACCAUACUCUAACUCCAGUUUUGCAGGGUUCCGACCGCAGUUUGGUGUCCCCCCUACAUCAUUUAACCAAGGACCCAUGGGAUUUCCCAUGAUGCCGCUUUUACCAGGUGCAGUCCCUGGUGGCCAGAGUGUACGGUUGCCAUCGGCAACGCCCAGCCCCUCCCAUCGCUCCCCAGCCCCAUCAUCUGUUCCUAUUGAUCCACCCAAUCCUUUUCUUGGGCCCGCUGAGCCCUUUUCUUGGCAGAUGAAACCGGACAAUCUGCCACCAGCUGGUUUGGACCAGUUUCUACCACUGCGUUCAACUGGACAAGCUGAGGACCUGACUAAGAAGGAAAGUGGCCCCAGCAAGAUGGACAGUAAACUGGAAACUGCCAAAGUCAAUGGGAAGAAGGACGUUAUAUGUAUUGAUGACGAUUAGAGGUCAAGGUCAUGACCCAGCCGCGUCUUCAUGUCACAUCAUGUACAGCUGUUUUUUCUGGUCAACUUUGAAAGUCAAACUUUACAGUGCACAUAUAUCAUCUCAUCUUGUGAAUACACAUCAUUAUUCUGACCAUGCACACAAAAAUUCAAAUAUUUUUGCUUUUUAUAAUUGCUUUACUGUGAAACAGCUUAUCUCAUGUUCUGGUAAAAUAAACAUCAGUGGAUCCCGAAGGUGAUGAAGCUUGCAAAACUGUUUGUAUAACUGUGCAAUAAAUAGUUGGUGUAAAUGUCAAUGAGCAAAUAUGUUUUUUUAUAACCAUAUAUGUUUAUAAUUCCUUUGAAUGCCCUACCUCUAUUACAUCAACAAAUAUUAGCUGUUGACACCAGCACACAGGAAAGAAUGUGCAAAUUAAGCCUUAAACCUGUAUAUAGGGUUUACCUCAAAACUGUCUGUUGAAAAUCUAAAAAUGUAGGAAUUUAUGGCUGUGAUGUAAGAGAGGUAGUAUUCUCAGAAUUAUACACAGUUGUUUGAUGUAUAUAUCUGAAAUGUACCAUGCAUAGAUGUUUUUUUCUUUUGUAUUUUUUCUGUCCACAAUGUCAUAUGUUGCCUGAAACAUCAGCAUCUCAAAGAGAAGCCCAAAGUGAAAAUUAAUUGGACAAUAAGUACUGUAGGAGCAGCUAAGUGAAUAAAUGGCAAAUCGGUCCACAUUAGUCAUUAAGUGACGUAAGAAACAUAAAACAUAUCUGUCCGUCAUAAGGCGUAUGAAACAGCAGUGGUUACUUCUGAACCUGUUAUUGGUGAUUAUUUUAUAUGCAAUGCCAGCAGAAUUCUUUUUUUUUCGAGUUUUGUGCUUUCCUUUGACCUUGAUUCAUCUCCAAACCACUGAAUAUUAAGUAUAAGGUCCCAACAAUUGUUUCAAAAAGUGCUUGCAAAAUAAUAAUCGAUGCUGGCCAUAUUGAAUAGAUGUAGUUUUUUUUGCCUUUUUUUAUCCAUAAUUUUUUACAUUUUACAUCUCUUAAACUACAGUGGCUAUGGCAGCCAUAUGGAAAAUGGAGUCUUUUUUUCCCAGAUGUUCAGCAGGGUCAUUAAAUGACAAGGUGGCCAGAAUUAGUGGUGCUUCUGUUGGUCCCUGCAGUAGGCUCAAAAUUGUCCUGAGUGAAUAAUGUGUCAAAUUAGUGGGCAAUAUAUAGUUUUUGUCAUAUUGUGUGAAUGAAGCAUUUUCGAAAAGGCAUAUGCAAGGGAUGGGAAUGCCACAAAUAUUGUUGUUAUUUACCAAGUAACAGAUCUCACUUUUGUCCUGGAUGACCGUUUUAUGAAGAAUAAAUGUCACGGCAAAUAUCUGAAGAAGAAAAAAUCUAUUGUCCAGUAUUGGUAUUUUUGUUGUCAGAGGUAUAUUCUAUCAGUAAAAGAAGAUGUGUAUUUGCAGUGAUUGUGAUUAUUCAAAUUCAACCUGUUAUAGCUUUAAUUUGUACAACUACCAGUAGCAUUUUUAUUAUUUAUGGAUCUGAUGAAUGAGUUCAGAUGUAGGCAUUCCAUAGACAACUAGAGCCCGCAGAGUUUAUACGUGGCUCAGCUAAUUGUGGGAAAUCAGUAUGUGUGAAGUUUCAUUUUCAGAUAUAUAGAAAGUUUAUCAUCUCCAUUUUGACAGUUUAGAAAUUUUCAGAUUGCAAACUGUAAAUAAAGAAGUGUGUUUUAACCUGUUUAUGCAGGUUGUAGCAACAAGUGUUCUAUGGCCAAAAUGUGAAAGCUGAAAUAUCAGUCUCUUUGUCUAUUAAAAACAUGUAACACUUA